Lindgomyces ingoldianus is the source of this 2029-nucleotide messenger RNA. RefSeq names its product putative amino acid permease. Gene Ontology annotation, biological process: transmembrane transport. The transcript is spliced from 7 exons. Gene Ontology annotation, cellular component: membrane. Gene Ontology annotation, molecular function: transmembrane transporter activity. The coding region runs from base 197 to 1864 and encodes 555 amino acids. Lineage: Eukaryota; Fungi; Ascomycota; Dothideomycetes; Pleosporales; Lindgomycetaceae. The record is from RefSeq and is a predicted model, not a curated record.
GUGGUCACAAUCACUGUUGCCACACCCUUCUUACGCCUGUUCUCAACAACUAUCCCCAAUAGAGAACAACGAGCAAGGUUAGGUGUAUAUGUGACCUGACCCCGAGACAUCGAUUCGAUUUAGCUCAAUCGACUUCGUCUACCCUUGUGCGAGCCCGAAACCCGACAACCCAGUUUGUGUUCGCCGUAGCAACAGCAUGAGCGCAAGCGCGGGAGUAACGAGACUUACCUCAGAUGAGUUGAAGCAGAGAGUCAUAUCAAACACAGGAGAAGAUGGACACCUCAAGAAUAAAGCAUUUGACUUGGAUGCGCGAACAGUUGCGAUUCUCGGAAAAAGGCACCAGAUUAGUAAAAAUUUCGGCUUCACGUCUAUGUUGAGUUUCUCCACGACGGUGCUUGUCUCAUGGGAAGCUUUCGCGGUCACCUUUCAAGGCGGUUUGGUCAAUGGCGGCCCUUCUACCCUGGUAUAUGGUUUGAUUUUCUCUUUCUUCGGCUCUCUGGCAACUGCGGCCUCACUUGCUGAGAUGGCAUCAAUUUCCCCGACUUCAGGGGGGCAAUAUCACUGGGUUGCAUUGUUGGCUCCUCACAAAUACGCGAUUUCCUUUAGCUGGUUUGCCGGCUGGAUUACAGCAUUUAUGCGAAUUGCAGUGACUGCUAGUGUGGCCUUCCUAGCAGCAACGAUGAUCCAGGGGCUAAUUAUAUUGAACUACCCCGAUACGUACACGCCUGAGCAAUGGCAUGGUACGCUGAUGUACUGGGCCGUCACUCUUGUUAUCGUGUUCAUCAACAUAUUUGGCAUUCGAUUUCUCCCUCACAUUGAGACCCUAGCCCUGAUACUGCACGUAAGUUUCUUCUUCUGUAUCCUGGUACCUCUGGUGCAUUUGGCCCCGCGAAGCUCCAGUGAGUUCGUAUUCAAAUCAUUCGCGAACAAUGGCGGUUGGAAAAGCGAUGGUGUUUCUUGGUGCAUUGGUCUCUUGACAUCGACCUACGCCUUCUCUGGCGUUGACGGAGCCUCUCACAUGGCCGAAGAAGUGGAUAACGCAGCAAUUGUGGUCCCCCAAACUAUGAUCUGGAGUAUCAUUGUUAGCGGAGUUCUCUGCUUCGGGAUGAGCAUUGCCAUCCUCUUCAGCAUCGGAGAUGUCACCGCCGCCUUGGAGACGCCAACAGGAUUCCCAAUUAUCGAGAUUUUCUUCAAUGCCACCAAAUCUUACGCGGCCACCAAUGCCAUGGUAUCUGCUUUGAUUAUAUCCAUUUUCUUCUCUGCCCUAGGUCUGUUAGCCUCAGGCUCUAGGCUUAUUUGGGCAUUCGCUCGUGACGAUGGGAUGCCAUUCCCUCAUUACUUCUCUCAUGUUGACGCUCGAUUUGGCAUCCCGGUUCGCGCCAUCCUGUGGAGCGCAGUUUUAAUUGCACUCCUUGGUCUGAUCAACUUGGGAUCGACGACGGCGUUUAAUGCAAUGGUUUCUCUUGCCUUGCUCGGACAAUACUCGACCUAUGUGCUUCCGACUAUCUUCAUUCUCGCCCGCCGUAUCCACCCAGGAAAGAACAUCCCUUUCGGUCCAUGGGAGUUGGGCAAGUGGGGCAUCCCGAUUAACAUUUUCACCAUCGCCUUUUCGUUCUUGACGAUUGCAUUCAACGUCCUCCCACCUUAUUUCCCCGUGACUGCCGUAAAUAUGAAUUACGCAGGAGUCGUGUUUGGGGUAGCACUGAUCAUCUGCGGUCUCCUUUGGCUUCUGAGAGGAAAAAGGCACUACGCAGGACCUAUUAGGGAGGUGAUGGAGAACGGAAAUGUACGAUCGGCGCUUCUGAACUGCGAAAUCGAGCCGGCACAUAACCGUGAGGUUCAUGACACUGAUAAGGUAGCUUAAGCUAGUCUAGGGUUGCAGAAAAGUGUGGGAUUACAAAUAGAUUCAUCGUCAUGUAGCUUACGCCUGUGUUCAUGGCGGCUGCGAGCAUUUACAUUGGCUUUGUUUAUUCUUCGGUGACAAAUUCGAUCUUCUAGCCUAGGUAGCUUAUUGUCGCGCAUGCAUUUU